AUGGAUCGUUACGUUUCAACCUAUCAAAAAGAUUACACCUGGCCUUAUCCAACAAGAAAAGAAAAAGAAAAACUUGCAACAGACAAAGAUGAAAUCUUUCGAAUAGGUCCUUGCACUUGUGGCAUGGAUCCAAAAGAUCUUCAGGUAGCAAGAACGUAUGGCGAAAGAUACGAUUGGAGUCGAGUUGGUCCAAUGGGACCUCUUUUCGACCCUAAACUAUACUCUGCUAAAACUGGUCCUAGUCCUGAAACGGAAGAGACACAAUUUGGUCAGCCAUAUGUUUAUUUGAAAAAGUUGGAAGAAAAAUAUCCCUAUUUAUAUGGAGUUAUAGAAGGUGGGCCAUCUGAAGAAACAAUUAUGGAAGUUGAAAAAGAUAGAAUGAUGACGACAUAUAUGAUGGAUUACAAUGGAGGUAGAAGAUUGAAAACAACUGAGAUCACCGAUGAUGAUACACAAAUUUGCGAGUCUACGAGUCUAUUAAAAAGCAUUAAACGCGAUUGCCGUCCUCACAUUCGACCUCCUUUACCAAAAUUUCCUACUAAUUUCGAUCGAAAUGGGAAAAGUAUAAUUGGUGGAGAUAGGAAACGUGGUAAAAAAUCGGAUGACACGGAUGGGCUGGAAUUAACAAUACCACCAUGGAAAUCAGAGUACCAGGACAAUAUCGGCAAAGUAGGACAUGCCAUAAUGAAGCACAAAUUGCAUUAUCCUGAACAGAAGCUCGCACCGAUACGAUUGAUAACUAAUUAA
Messenger RNA from Polistes dominula (European paper wasp), 747 nucleotides. RefSeq lists its product as uncharacterized. NCBI's taxonomy places the organism in Eukaryota, Metazoa, Arthropoda, Insecta, Hymenoptera, Vespidae. The record is from RefSeq and is a predicted model, not a curated record.